AUGUCUAUUUGUUUACGUACAAUUACUCAUAAAAUUUUGCCUAUUAACGGUAUCGUUUCCACCAUAAAUCACUCUAGCCGCUUGUCCAGAAAAAUUCCUAUGCGGCCACAAUUUCUGGAAGAAUUUCUAAGCCGCAGACGCAUAUCCAGUUGUCAACUAGCUACAAAAUGUGCCACAGAGAGCAACAUUGAUGAUAUUUACAUCCACGACACAGUACAGACCUACUAUCAGCAGUUCAAUAAAAAUGAUUCUCUCGACAAUGAUAUAAAUUGUAGAAUCUAUACCAAUGAGAGCCAUGAUGAAUAUGGAAUGGAGUUGAAGGCUUUGGGGCUGACGUCAGAUGAUUAUAUAGAGAGGAGAAUGCCUCCGUAUUCAUUUGAUAUACCACACACAAAUAUUAGUGAUAUUGAUUUAACUAAAUAUAGUAAUGAUAUAGAACCGACAUGCUUAUCGGAGUUUGAGCGCGACGCUAUUGCAUAUUGCCAGGGCGUGUCACCUGUUCCUAAGCCUACAACAGAUCCUAGUCCAGAAGGGAGAGCUUCAGAUGAGCAGCUCUCUAAAGUCUUUAAUACGUUAUCAACAACGAUGCCGAACCUAUUUGUAAAGCCACUGGACUACUCCAUCUACUCUCCUAAUUUAAUUUUCGUUAACAAUAUUAGAGGGACUACACACAUAGGUCUGUUCCACUUCGUCAAGCAGGUCGCCUUGCUCCGUACAAUAGGACACUUGAAGUUUGCCUAUGUGAAGCUGGAAGUCAUGAAGAUCACGUCUCAUCCUGAGGACUCUUCUGUUAAAAUGAGAUGGCGCAUCAAAGGUAUAUCGGGGCUCAAAGUGUUCUUUAUGUUUUGGAAGUAUAAAUUGUGGAACAUGAAGCAGGUGUUCCAGGAUCAGGAACUAUGGUACGACGGGUUUUCAACUUUCUACGUCGGCGGAGACGGUCUCGUACAGAAACAUAUCGUAGACAAGGUAAUGCCGGAUCAAGACACGAUAAUAGACGACACAGAAAAGGCUCCGAUAGCGGCCAAAAUAGCGCUACUGAUCGGCCUGUUACCCAGAAAUUACUUGUCUGACGUCUCGCCAUACUUCACUUCGUCACCAGGCACGGCCGAUAAUACACCGUUACCAUUCAAAGUGUUAGAAUAA
Arctia plantaginis is the source of this 1143-nucleotide messenger RNA. NCBI's taxonomy places the organism in Eukaryota, Metazoa, Arthropoda, Insecta, Lepidoptera, Erebidae. The record is from the annotation of a GenBank genome assembly.